Funneliformis mosseae is the source of this 147-nucleotide messenger RNA. The record is from the annotation of a GenBank genome assembly. Lineage: Eukaryota; Fungi; Glomeromycota; Glomeromycetes; Glomerales; Glomeraceae.
AUGUACAUUUCACUCACCCCAGGUCACACGCCUCUAAUGGGAUAUAUGAUGGAGGGAGUAAUGUUGUAUAACGGGAAGCAAAGAUUUCAACCAAUUAUUCCUAACCGUAUUCCUUUAAGCAGCAGGAGGACUGGAAUAAAUUCUUAG